UGUAGUUUGGUGCGAUCCAUCUCAACCAUCAACAGCAACUUCACUACAACCUCUGAUGGCGAUUUCUAGGGUUUUAUUCUUCCCAAUUCAACCAUUCUUUAUUCAAAAGCUUCAACAUAUGAUGUUCACUUUUCAACCUUCGAUCUCUUGUUCGGUGACAAGUAGGUGUUCUGCAGAUGUGAUAUUUCCCCUGCAUUUCAUGUUUUUUAUAUCUAUACAAUCUACAUGACUAGGUCAGUUUACGCAACCUUCUCUUUUAAAUAAUCUGUAAAAUUACAUUACUUUUAUCAUCUGCUGUUUGCCUUUCAUUUUCACCUGAUGUAGCUUCACAUCCAAUUCAGAAUUUGAUGCUCCCGGUUUCAUCUUUAUAUUUGUUUUUGUCACAACAAACUCUGACAUUCUCAUCCUAACCAUUUAUAUAUUUUAUAAUAGUAAGUAAAAGGAGCAGGCAAGACUUGGUAGUAUUCCCAUAUAGAAAAUUCAAUUGGGGCAAUUGUUAUAUUUGGGAAGGUUAUGUAGUCUUAAUUGAUGGUGUUUCAUAUUGGAGAUUUUGGUAACUGAAGUGAUCCAUACAUAAUGGGGAAGCAAGGGUCUAAACAAGGAGAUCUUAGUUCGCCAUUUGCAUCAUUUCAGUAUCAAUUUAGAUAUCAGAAAAUGGUGCAAGGGAGUGAUCCUACAGCGGGGAAGAAGUUUGAGUUGCUUCAUGGGUUAAGGAGUAACUCCAUGAAGUUUGGUUCUUUUAAGGGUGCUUAUGUUGGUAAAAGGCAUACUUGGAUCCGUAAACAUUUUUCAUCCAUUGUUUUCACAGUUGCAUUGAUGGGUUUUCUUUUUCUUUUGGAUUCUUUUUUGGGUUCCAUCUUUGAACCAUCGGUUCUUGAAAGUAGUCCCACGCCUGCAAAAUUGUCUAGUGAGUUUGGAGAUGAUGAUGGCAAAAAUGUGGUGCAGAUGUAUGGCCGCCUUGCAAGCAUGGCUUCUGGUGCUCUUGUAGAGAGAGAGCUUAAACAAGAUGAGUCAAAAUUCUGGGAGGAAUCUUAUCGUCAAGCAUCAGUUUGGAGUCCUUGUGCAGAUAGAAAGGAAUUGAUAAGUGCCGAAAAACUUCAAAGCAACAACGGUUAUAUAUUGGUUAGCGCGAAUGGAGGUCUAAAUCAACAACGGGUUGCUGUUUGCAAUGCUGUUGCUGUAGCGUCACUACUAAAUGCAACAUUAGUUAUUCCAAGAUUUCUUUACAGCAAUGUAUGGAAGGACCCCAGCCAGUUUGGUGAUAUUUAUCAAGAAGAGUAUUUCAUAAAGACAUUGAAGGAUGAAGUUAAUAUAGUGAAGGAUCUCCCUCCUCAUUUGAAAUCGCUAGACUUCAAAGAAAUGGGCAGUCUGAUAACUGAUUCAGAUAUCAGCAAGGAGGCAACACCUGCCGAGUACAUUGAGAAAAUACUUCCUCUAUUAUCAAAAAACGGAGUUGUUCAUUUCCUUGGAUACGGAAACCGGCUUGGUUUUGACCCGUUGCCUUCUGAACUACAGAGGUUAAGAUGCAAAUGUAACUAUCAUGCUUUGAAGUUUGUGCCCAAAAUUCAAGAAAUUGGUUCGUUGCUGAUUAGAAGGAUAAGAAAUUAUGAUGGCCCAAGAAACAAAUUAGAUAAGCGAUUACUAGGAAACUUCAUCACCGAUGGCCGGUUAAAUGGGAAUGAUAUGGACAGAAGGCCACUUAAGUAUCUUGCUUUGCACUUGAGGUUUGAAGUCGAUAUGGUAGCAUACUCUUUAUGCAAUUUUGGUGGUGGACAAGUUGAGAAAGCCGAACUCCAAGCUUAUCGGGAAGACCAUUUUCCAUUGCUCAUGCAACGAUUGAAGAAGUCAAAGCCUGUUUCUGCAGAAGAACUAAGAAGUUCAGGAAGGUGUCCACUAACACCAGAAGAAGCUGCAUUGGUUCUAGCUGCUCUUGGUUUUACGAGUGAUACAUAUAUCUAUCUUGCCGGAUCCCAAAUAUACGGAGGAGAGUCAAGGAUGAGCCCGUUGACUAAUUUGUAUCCUCGUUUGAUCACGAAAGAGGAUCUCCUCUCCCCGAGUGAAAUUGCACCGUUUAAGAACCUCUCUUCUCAGCUAGCAGCAUUGGACUUCAUUGCCUGUGCAACUGCCGAUGUAUUCGCGAUAACAGAUUCCGGCAGCCAGUUAUCUUCUCUAGUCUCUGGUUUCCGAACCUAUUACGGUGGCGGCCAUUCUCCGACGUUGAGACCUAGCAAGAAGAGACUGGCAGACAUCUUGUCAACGAACCAAACCAUAAGAUGGACGGAUUUUGAAGCUAGAGUAACGAAGAUGAUCACUGAAUCUCAGACCGUACGAAUGAGAGGUUGGGGACGAAGCAUUUAUAGACAGCCGAGAUGCCCCGAAUGUAUGUGCAAGUUCCAGUAACCGAAUAAAUCUUUCUCCAGUUUUUUAGAUCCUUGUUUCCCGUUGAAAUGCUUCGAGUAAACACAACAACGAAGAUGAAUUAUGUUUCGUUGUCAUGCAAGGAGUUGCACAGUUGGUUCCGAGUUGGUAUACUUGUAGAAACUUUCUUUUGUUCGUUUUUUUGAGAAAUUAAACAAAGGGUAUGAACAAAUUCAUUACGGUUAAGGAUAAUAAGGCUCUAAGCGGGCCGGGUCGGGUUGGAAACUGGAUUUGGUAGCUCGAUGUUUUUACUAUGAACGGAACAGAGCUCGAAUAGCUUGAAAAUAUGUGUGGGAACCGUCUUCGAUUAAGUAAGUUUGAGUUUAGCUCAACGAUGAGAACUUCGAUAAGAAUUAUAUUCAAAUUCUUGUAAGCU
This is a messenger RNA of Cynara cardunculus var. scolymus (artichoke), 2794 nucleotides long. RefSeq names its product O-fucosyltransferase 8. NCBI's taxonomy places the organism in Eukaryota, Viridiplantae, Streptophyta, Magnoliopsida, Asterales, Asteraceae. Bases 577 to 2400 code for a protein of 607 amino acids. The record is from RefSeq and is a predicted model, not a curated record. The transcript has 10 exons.